ACCAAGACGAAACGGAACUGGGAACUUCUCGAUCGCGUCGGUCAAGUUUGCGGUCUCGAUCGCCAACUUCCGACUGUUCUGACCCAGUGCGGCAUAGCAAUACUGCGCUACUUGUUGCAUAGCUUCCUGCAUCUUACAACAGUGUUGGAAACGCGACACUAUUCGCGACGUUGCCUUUUUCGGCCGCCAUCUUGGCGCUGUGACUUGGCGAUUACCCUCACGAAAUACAGUGCAGAACCUAAAUGCAUAGCUCCGGCGACGAAAUGGAUCUGCCCUGCUCACCCGCGGAGAAUCGCUUGCCGCUCGCUAGUCCGCAGCGACUCCAGCCGCGACAAGCGCCUCCAGCUUUGCAGUGCUCGUUUAUGGCUAGGUUGUUGGGCGACAACUCACAAGCCGGCUCUGCGCUGUCAAACGUCUGCAUACCAGAGCCUGCGCCUCCAGCGAGGCAGCUCUUCGGCAAACCGUCGCGAGAUGAAAUCGAGAGCUACUUUGCACAGGCGCUUGGAUCUGCCGCGCAGCUUUCGACGCGGUCGUAGCGACCAUGAAGUAACCGUCGACCGCGCUUACGCGAUCAACAAGUUGGCGCCAGCGUUGCGGGUUCCUGCGCUGAGGGUGGAUUUCAAGGAGACGCCGCAAUCGGCGUAUGGCGAGCCUACGGCAUAGCGCUGCUUUUGUCACCCGCUGCUCAGAUGAAGGCACGCGCGUGUCGGGGUCUGGCGGACGGCUCCGCCCCUUUGCACACGGCGCCUCGAUCGGAGUUCGCGUAAUCGCCUCUCAGUUCUGAGCGAGUAAGGAGGCUGGGGUCUUGCAUGCCUAUGGGUGUGCACGGCUAGACAUGGCCUUGUGCAGUUGAAUAGAUGCAUUGUUUUGGCACACCAGCACAAGCUGUUCUUGAUACACCUGCCACCGCUGUGAAACCUGGUGCCAAGGAUACAUGCAAGUUUCUGGUGUAAUCUGGCUCUUGAAGUUCCGUUUACGACGGCGAAAACAUACACUGGCACAAUGCACCGAGGGCUUCAUGGCCACUGAGUUGGAUGGGGUUGGGUUGAUCGCAAUAGCUAGGUGUUGGCAGUCAUGGCAACAGGUGGCACUGUGCGCUUGGGCGCGCCGCCUGCAGGUUGCAGGGGCUGGGCGCACUGGGCGAUCCCUUUAUUCGCUUCAUUUUUAUAGAGUCAUCUGGAAAACAUUACGGCGGGCCGUGCCUGUACGAACGACCCCGGCUGUGUCCGGGAGAUGAGGUAGACGCUUGCGGCCUCAGACUAGAUACGUGGCUCAGCCCACUUUACCCAUGCAAGAGAAGAUCUCUUGUCUAGACUCAUGAGGUCUUACUGCUUCAUUGAUCCUGACGGAGACGCACCCCCCCCCCGCCCGCUGUACCUCUGGACGUCGGCACUUCACUUCAUAUUUGAUACACACCAUCCCAUGGAUGGCUACCCCCCCAGGAUUCAUGGGGUGAUUGUUGUGAUUCAUGUCUGACGCAAGGGGCUGGGGCAUGUCAGGAGUUCAUCGGGGGCCUUUUGCACCAUUUUGUUGCGCACCGAGCAUCUACGCAGUGAACACAGCUCAAUAACAAGCUGUGUACUAUCGCAAUUAUUGGAGAGCUGCAUGAGCUUGAUCACAACGGACUCAACCUGAUGAGCUGUUGAAGGGAGAUGGAAAGGCGUGCACCCAGCAAUGCGUUGGGGCAUGCGUUAAGAUUGUUGAGUGUUUGUUUAUGUGACCAUGCCAUGUGGUGCCGAGCAGCCUUGGAAGGUGCGGCAUAUAGGAGAAAGGCUUGUGGUACGUACAGCCGUCACGACCAUGGUGUUGCAGUUUGUCACUAGUGAUGGUUUUGCGACGACGGGCUCAGUUCUAACAGUGGGACACAAACUACCGGUUGUCUGGACAAGGAGAGUGCCGACUCUGGUCACCCGUGGUUUAGCGGUGCUACGAUGCCUCCAUGCAUGCAUUCCUCACCGGCAGCCUUGCGAUUGGUACCUUGUGUCUGAUGCGAUACAGUGCCUUCUACUUUCCCUCCCGCUGGAGGGUGGUCCGCACUGCCUGCAAUUGAAUGGCGCCUCUCCCUCGUUGACGUGUCUGGUAAAUAUCUAGUUUGGGUUGUGGAACUGAUUUAUGGCGAUGGCAUACUAACGGCAUGGGUUUCAGCAGGCUUCCGGGUCAGAAGCACAUUCCAUGCGCGCGACUGGACGGACAGCGGAUAUGGCAGGGCACUGUGCCAGGGUUUGCCAUAGUAUUUACUGUAGCGCGUAACAUGUUAUAUGCGCGUCACCUUAGUACGUACGGUAGCGUUUGCUUUGCGUGCGUGGGCACCUUUCAACGUGUCUACUGCUUGAGGUGCUGUACGGGUAGGUGCUGUGCACCUCAAGGACGUAUUGCGUAUGGCGGAGGGGUCGAAGCAAUUUGAUUGGAGCAUUUGACAGUUGCUCUUGGACUGCAAUGCAUGGCAAACGCAUCGUGCAGCUGCGCUGAAAGAGAUUGUGGGCUGCGUGGAUGUAGAUGUAAGGUUUUAGCUGC
Molecule: messenger RNA, 2514 nt
Organism: Chlamydomonas reinhardtii
Lineage: Eukaryota; Viridiplantae; Chlorophyta; Chlorophyceae; Chlamydomonadales; Chlamydomonadaceae
Exons: 2
Coding region: 472-663 (63 amino acids)
Source: RefSeq, a predicted model, not a curated record